This is a messenger RNA of Cottoperca gobio, 3186 nucleotides long. RefSeq names its product HEAT repeat containing 3 (gene heatr3). The record is from RefSeq and is a predicted model, not a curated record. The transcript has 15 exons. Bases 150 to 2177 code for a protein of 675 amino acids. NCBI's taxonomy places the organism in Eukaryota, Metazoa, Chordata, Actinopteri, Perciformes, Bovichtidae. Gene Ontology annotation, biological process: protein import into nucleus; ribosomal large subunit biogenesis.
CCACUUUACGGCACAAUCUUCCACAUGGCCUCAAACAGGCAGCGGCUCUAGUUAAUUUUAGGUUUAUUGUUUCUUAGUGUACAAGUGGGUUACAUAACAUACCAUCACAUCACAUUACAUGUGCAGGUUUUGCUUUAAUAGGGACUGAAAUGGGUAAAAGUAAAACCACUAAAUUUAAACGGCCGCAGUUCAACGCCGUCGGAUUGCCGGUGAACGCCGUGAAGGAGGCGGACGCGGAGGAAGAAGACCUCGGGGACGAUGAGUGUCCGGCUGAGGAGCUGCUGGAGAAAUUGCAGAGUCCCAGUGCAGAUACGCGGGAGUUUGCAUGUGCCAGCAUCUCGCGGGUGGUGCAGCAGAGUAAGACCAUCCCGGGGUUCCUCCAGAGGGAUGCGGUGAGGCGCCUCGGGCCCAUGCUGCUGGACAGCAGCCUGGCUGUCAGGGAGACGGCCGCCGGAGCGCUCAGGAAUCUGAGUGCAUGCGGAGGUCAGGAGGUGUGUGAGGACAUGGUGAAGCACGACGUCAUGACUCCUCUGACAGCGCUGCUUAGAGAGAGCUGUGCUGGUUUUGGGAGCGCUGCUGUGCCCAUGAAAGACCAGAAGAAUGCAGAGGAGGACGUAGCCAAUGAGGCUGUGAACCUAUUGUGGAAUCUAUGCGAGAGCAGCAGCCAGUCGCUGUCUGUGUUCAACAAAGCCGGUCUCCUGGAUGUGGUCGUCCAGUGUCUGGAGAGACACCCACACAACGUGGAACUGGCCAUAUCUGCUGCACACUGUUUGCACACGGUGACGGAGGAUAACCCCGAGCUGCUGCGUAGCACCAACGCUGCUGUGCUUGGAGUCAUGGAGAGCGUGCUGCUGACCUCUCAGCCGACCAUGGCACACACUCUCCUCAGGACUUUGGCUGCAGGGACGCUGUGGAACAUGAAGGCCAGUCUGCCCGCUGCCCGUCAGGCUCAGACCCUCAACGCUGUGGUGGCCACCUUGUCCCGGUGCCUGGAUCUGGACACGGGAACACUGAUACCUGAACUCAGACGAGCAGAAGAGAAUCACAGAAACACAGCAGCUGGGGAAGACGCCGAAGAGCUCGCUGUGGCAGAGAUGGACGAGGAGGAGGAGGAGGAGGAAGAACCUAAACGCAAGAAGAAUGGAAAAGCUGCGAGGGUUCAUAGCGACUUCUCCGACCUUUUGCCUAGGGACAAGGAGGCGCUGAGGGAGGCAACGGCCUUGCUGACAGCUCAGCAGACGUCCUUAGAGAUCAUCGUCAACAUGUGCUGCUCUGACGACCCUUCUGACGACGAGUGGGAGGAGGAGUCGAGCAGCGAUGAGAGCGACGUGGGUCCAGACGGCCUUUGUGAUGGAGUGUCCAAUCUUAUGUCUCCACUGUGUUUGUCAGCUGAGGUUCACGAGGCUUUAAUCAACCACAGCAUCCCAGAGAAGGUCCUCAAAAAGACUGAGAUCCCCAGAAAGGAAGCUAUGGAUGUGUGCCAUCAGAACCCCUCCUGGAGAUGCAUGAUCAAAAAGAUGCAGCGCGUGCAGUCCCGGGCGCUGACGUGCCUCCACAGCAUCCUCUCCACAAUGGACGCCGAGUCUCUGGGAGGAGCGGCCGCUCUGCAGGGAGCAGCACAGCACCUGUCCACGCUGGUUUUUGGUGCAGCAGAGAUACCCAAAGACAAAGAGUUCCUCGAGGCCGUCAUCAGCGCUAUGCGCUCUCUUUUACAGAUGAUUGCUUCCAAAAACAUCUCUCAGUGUAUGACCCCCCAGCAGCUGAUGAGCCUGAGCGAAGCCGCCACCCGCUGCGAUGUUGUCAGUGUGAGGGUCAAUGCUGUUGCAAUUCUGGGCAUCACUGGCAGCACAUUAGCCAAAGAGAAGGGCACCGCUGAAACCCUUCAGAUGAUUGGAAACGCCUUACUUCAAGUUGCCACAAGAGAUGCCGACCUGGUUGUGAACGGGGAAGCGCUGGAUGCCUUGUUUGAUGUUUUUGCGGAUGGUGACGAGGCGGAGACAGCUGCCCAAAACAUCCAGUUACUACCUGCACUGAAGGCCCUUCAACCCGUCUUUAAGGCCAAGAUUCGGAAAGAAGGACGAGGCAAGUACAACCCCCCGCAGCUGUGCGUGCUCGACAACGUCAAAGUCAACCUGAGAAGAUUCAUUGGUUAUCUGGAGAAGGUGGUGAAGAAAUAACGAGCGCUGAACCUGACUGGGGGGUUUGGACAGAUAUGCAAACAGGAGCGUAGAACGAAACAAUGUGGUUGUGAAAGCAUCAAGUAUUUAUUAUGUUGGUAGUAAAACCAAUAUCUUCCGCUUGGUUUCAAUGUUAAUAUUCUCUAAAUAAUGAUCUACUAUUUUACUUAGGGGGGGGGGGGGGGGGUGAUUAGUUACGAGUUACUGCAAGUACUGCAGUAAAGAGAGGCUUUUAUUUUGAAAUUUUAUUUCUUGUCCCCAGAAACAUUUUUAAGAGCCCCUGUGACGUGUGUGCCCUUAAUUGUGUCUGGAAGGCAGAGCUCCACGUUACAGCCCUUUCUAUAUGAAGCAGCUACUUAAUGAAAAAGAGAAGAUUGUGUGUUCUGGAUAUUGUGAAAUAGAAUCAUAAUUUUGUUGCGAAAGAAAUUGGCUUGCUUUUAAGAGACGCACAAUAACAAUUACUGUCAUGUAAGCUGGAUGGGUUUGGUACGCUCACUGCCAAAGUGAUAACGUUUAAGUUUAUUGAGAUGAAUUAGCCUUAAGAAAAACAGAUAUCCUCUUCCUCUCUGAGCUCCACCUCCCAACUCGAGCUGCCAGGCACCACUGUCCUGCGCCCAUUGAUGACUUUUGCAUCUGUAUUUUUGUGAACUUCUGUCUACAGCUAACUUUCUACAGAAACAAAGUAAAGAUCGGGUUUCAAUCAUCAGCCAAACUGCUGCUACUCUAAGAAUCUUGUUCUACACAUGUGCAGGUUUGUAAUAUGUAAAUAGAGGACAGUGCCAUCUGUAGUUUAUCAUGCUUUGAGUAACUCAACUCAUUAGCGUUCAUUUAUUCGUGCAGUAAAUGGUGACGAUGACUUGGACCCAUGAAUUCUAUUUACCUAAAUGAACUGUAGUUCUUAUGUUUAUUAAAUUACAUAUCAUUCAUUCAAAAAACUAUUUCAAAGAUUAAUUUGAGGGGAAAUACGUCUUCAGGGUGGGAAUAAAUGCCUUUUUUAAAUAAAUCCUGA